Messenger RNA from Pocillopora meandrina, 1428 nucleotides. The record is from the annotation of a GenBank genome assembly. NCBI's taxonomy places the organism in Eukaryota, Metazoa, Cnidaria, Anthozoa, Scleractinia, Pocilloporidae.
AUGUCUCGUUUGAUCCUGUAUCUCUUGCUGGGGCUUUGCGUCAUGGCGUUCAGAGCUGAGGUACGCGCUCAAGAGGAGGACGCGGACGAGGAGGACGAGGAAGGCGAGGAGGACGAGGAGGAAGAGGACGAGGAGGAAGAGGACGAGGACGAAGAGGACGAGGAGGACGAGGAGGACGAGGACGAGGAAGACGAGGAGGACGAGGACGAGGACGAUGAGGACGAGGACGAUGAGGACGAGGACGAGGAGGACGAGGAUGACGAGGAUGACGAGGAGGACGAGGAUGACGAGGACGAAGACGAAGACGAGGAUGACGAAGAAGAGGAGGAAGAGGAGGAAGAGGAGGAGGAAGAGGAGGAAGAGGAGGAAGAGGAGGAGGAAGAGGAGGAGGAGGAGGAGGAAGAGGAGGAGGAAGAGGAGGAGGAAGAGGAGGAGGAAGAGGAGGAGGAAGAGGAGGAGGAAGAGGAGGAGGAAGGGGAUGGUGGUGUGAGUAUCACCAUCAAUGGUGAUGGCAACACAGUUAUCACCGUCGGAGAUGUGAAUAUCGCUAUCCCAUCAGAUGGUGGUGCCUGUGUUUCUGCUGACAUGAUGGUGCCAAAGAAGGAUUCUGACGGUCGAGUAAAAGACGUCAGGGUCAAAGAUCUUUCCAACGGGGACUUAAUCCGAGGAAUUCAAAUCACAGAUUCCAUGCACGAGGCUUCAUGGUGCAAGGUGGAAGCAGUCUUCCCUUCAGCAGGCGGCCAGAACAAGACCACUCACGAUGGGUUCACUGAAGACCACAUGGUCCUAGGGAUUUAUAAUGUCCACCCGUACGGCAAGAGGGGAGACGUUAAGAACGGCCCAGUGUACACACUUGCCACUGACUGCGAUGCAAUGGUGAACAACUAUGGUAAGGCCUUUACCCCCAUCAGCACCGCUUUCUGCCCGCGCUCUGUACUGAGCUUGAGCGAAUAUUUUACCUUGAUGCAAGCUAUACGAGGUGUCUUCAAUCGUACAGGCUACUUCUGGUUUGACACCUCCGCAUACCAUGACAACAAGACUGCAAAGGUGCCCAGCUGGCUAGAGCAGCUUCCCCAAAUUUGCCAACAGCUGCUGCAGUGCACACGAAAAGGCGAGUGCCAGGAGUUUGAAACUGUUAUGGAAGAGUUCGUGCACAGUCAUGUCAAUAGGAGAUAUGCGACCAUAGUUGAGAGAGAGUUCCCCAACUUGGGAGGCGAUGUGAGUAAGCAGCAGGCGGGCACAAUCACGGAGGCAGUACGUUCGCAAAAUGGAGGAAGCCACUUGAUUGUCUUUGCUACUCUGGGCAGCGUCAUGGUGCUGCUUAUGAUCUUCGCUGUUGGCGUUUUGAUCUACCGCACACGUGUGAUGAAGAAAAAAGCUGAAAAGGAGCCGCCAUUUGAGUCAGGCCAAAAUCAUCCUCAAGCCUAA